AUGGGGAAAGUGGCUAAGAUAGCGAAGAUUUCCGGGAAAAAAGUGGAGGCACAGAUGGUGGAGAAACAGGAAUUGCUGUUCGGCUACAUGAAGGAGGUUCAGGAGGCUCAGGGGGCUCAAAACCAGUCAUCGAGCCAGUCCAGCACCGGCAGUGGGGCAGGAGAUGGAGUCGAGGAAGAAGAAAUUAAUAUGGAGGAAGGGGGGCUUGAAGCCUUCUUUGGGGGGAUUUAG
Knipowitschia caucasica is the source of this 231-nucleotide messenger RNA. Lineage: Eukaryota; Metazoa; Chordata; Actinopteri; Gobiiformes; Gobiidae. The record is from the annotation of a GenBank genome assembly.